AUGCAAAUGUAUCUUCAUCACUAUUAUUCUAUAGCCAGGGAAGGGAGGCAGGCGCAUGGAUGUGUUGUGAAGCUUGGUUUGGAGUUUGACCUGUAUGUUCAGAACAAUUUGGUUCAUUUCUAUGGGGUUUGCAAGAAAAUUAAGGAUGCAGUGAAGGUGUUUGAUGGAAUGCCUGAGAGAAGCGUUGUUUCGUGGAAUGUGGUUGUGACCGCCUGCGUUGAUAAUUUGCCGGUGAAUGAUGGGAUUGGGUAUUUUGUGAGGAUGGGGGAGUGUGGUUUUGAGCCGGAUGAGACUACGGUGGUGGUGGUGUUGAAUGCGUGCUCCGAGCUUGGGAGAUUGAGCUUAGGAAGAGGGGUUCACUCGUAUGUAAUGCUAAGACGCUUCGUUUUGAAUUGUCAGCUGGGUACUGCGCUUGUGGACAUGUAUGCGAAGUCCGGGGAUUUGGAUUGUGCCAGAUUGGUUUUUGAUAGAAUGGAGGGGCGGAAUGUCUGGACUUGGAGUGCGAUGACUCUAGGCCUAGCUCAGCAUGGGUUUGUCGAGGAAGCCCUUGAGCUUUUUCAAAAGAUGUUGAACUCUUCGGUAUGCCCGAAUUAUGUCACCUUUCUAGGGGUCCUCUGUUCUUGUAGCCACGCUGGACUGGUGGAUGAUGAGUACCGAUACUUUUAUGAUAGGGAACAUGUUUAUGGAAUUACACCCAUGAUGAUACAUUAUGGUGCCAUGGAGGUGGCUUAUAGCUUCAUGAAGAGCAUGCCCUGUGAACUUUGUCCUAUCAUAUGCAGAACAUUGCUCAGUGCAUGCAGUACUCAUGAUGUCAAUGAUGAACUAGGGAUCGCGAAUAAAGUUAUAGAAAAUUUGCUUGAAUUGGAGCCCAGUAGGAGUGGGAAUUUAGUGAUGGUGGCAAAUUUUUUAGUUGAAACUGGGAUGUGGGACAAAGCUGCCAGUUUGAGGAAGGUUAUGAAAGAAAAAAGGAUGAAGAAGCGGGCGGGAGAGAGUAGCGUUGAGUUGGGUGGAUCCAUCCAUAAGUUCUUUUCUGGCUAUGAUUCUCGAUCUGACUAUGAGGAUAUCUUUGGGAUACUAGAUGUAUUGAGCUCGCACAUGAAGUUGGAUGACAUGUAG
This is a messenger RNA of Argentina anserina (silverweed cinquefoil), 1116 nucleotides long. RefSeq names its product pentatricopeptide repeat-containing protein At2g36730-like. The record is from RefSeq and is a predicted model, not a curated record. Lineage: Eukaryota; Viridiplantae; Streptophyta; Magnoliopsida; Rosales; Rosaceae. Gene Ontology annotation, molecular function: protein binding.